CGUAUCAAGAAUUGCAAACUGACGAAGAACAUCAGUAGGCCGAGGUUCGGCCGACGUCUCCGGAAGGCGCAUUCUGCCUUCUUGGAUAUAUUUGUUUGUCUACUUAAUUCGUAGUUGCUUUCAAAAUUUUACGUUUACUACUCAGUUUCUUUAUCUUUAUUUUUUUCCUUCUUUUUUGGUCGCUUACUGGCUUAUUUAUCGAAUGGUGAGAUAUGGCGCUCUUCGGAAUGUUUGCAUCGUUGGAAAUGGUCGCAUUUCUGAUAUUUAUAACAUUGACCCCCGUAUUAAUGCAAGAAGCUUAUAACUUGGAUUCGCCUUCGUUACUUAACUGUACGACGAGUGCUAAUUUCAUCAUUUUUCAUCCAACGAAUUCCAGUCGAUUAGAAGAACGCAAUAUUUUGCAUCACAGGGACUUUAAUAGUAAUCAACAUUUUAACAAAUAUUUUGAUGAUGAAUCUGUUAAUAUAUAUCCUAAUAAUCGACCAGCAAAAACAUCCACGGACAACAAAUAUAAGAAUAAAUAUUUUGAUGAUUCAGAAAUUAACAGGCACAAUGAUGACCAAGACUUUAGAGAUUUACGUGAACAAGUUUUUGGACUUCAUGGAUUAGAUGUGCAUAUUGACGAGCAGUCCCAGAACAACGAUUUGGAAGAACAUCUCAAAGUUCAACCAUUAAAAAAUUAUCGUAACGAUGAAAACUCGAGUAAAGAUAUUGAAGAAGAUGAAGUAUUAAAUAAAAAAUCGUAUGAAAAGCAACGUUCGCCCAAUAAAGAGCUAAAUAAAGAAAUUAAUAAACAACCUUUGGAUCAUACUUUUUAUAAUAAGUAUAUUAAUAGAUAUCCUGGAAAUCGAUAUCAAAAUAUAAAACAACAAUCCGUAAAUACUCAACCGCAUGAUCAAUAUUUACAUAGAAAUCCUGAUGAAGAGACUUUACAAACUGUCAAAGCAACGUAUCUAGAUACGUUUAUUAAAGAUCAAACAAAUAAAAUAAAAUAUGUCGAUGAUGUAGAUACGACUAGAAAUUUUAACGAAUAUAAUUUAAAAACGCAUAAAUAUUCUGAUGAAAAUAUUGGUUUCGCCGAUGGAAAUAUCCAAAAUCAGGCAGUUAACGAGCAAAAUAAUAAGCAUCGCGAGAGCUUACAUAUGUCCGAUACACCUUUGGAUAAUCAAAAUUUUGCAAGGCACCUCGUUAACCAAAAUCCAAAUACACACUUUAACGAAAAGUAUAAUAAUAAGCAAACGUAUAAACAAUUCGAUAAAACUCCGGACAAUCAAUACUACGAUGAACGUUUUAUUGAGCAAAAUCUGGAGAAGCCUUUUAGUGAUCAGCACACUAAUAGAUAUUUGAAUGAAAGAAAUUUCGAAAGACAUUCGGUUGGACAAUAUAUCGAGGGGAUUCUUGAUGCUAAUGUGCACUCCGAUAGAAGGCUAAGCGAUGAAAAUUAUGAUAGGCGUGUUGUCAAUAAAAAUGUUGAUGAAUACAAGGAACCGUAUUCCGAUGACAAGUUGAACAAAUUGCAUUCUGACGAACAUCUUGACGCGAGAAAGAUUCUUUAUGAUGAGACAACGACGGAACGACGAAAGGAAUCAAAUGCCUCGCACCUGAUGACACUUACAUUCGCGAAAGACUGGGAAGAAAAUACACCGAAACUUAAUUUUCCGAAAAAACUUGGCCAUGAGAAAUAUAGAAUGACGACGUUGCACCUUGAUCAAGGACUGUUUAUUUUCGAUUUCUUAAGGAGCUUUUUAAGAUUCAUUCAACCUCGUAACAUUCCUUUGGAUCUUUUAAAAGAGACUUUGGAAGGCCAAGUGAAUAUAUCGACGUUGCUUGCGCAGUCGAUGCAUGUAGAAAUGGCAUUCGUUGCUGUGAUGUCAAUUUUUAUUGUAUUGAUGUUCAUCGUUCCCGGUAUUGAACUGUGGCUUUGUUGCCGAACGAACAAGUACAAUUACCAACGGCAGCCACAACGUGGAAGCAAGCUAUUAUUCUUAUCCAUUUUCGCAAUUAUUCUGGGUAUGUGCGUAAUGACGAUGCUGGUAUGUAACGAGGAGGUGACCGGAGGCGUUGCCAGGAUUCCUGAUACCGUCGAAGCUGCUCUAGAGGACCUAAAAAAUUAUCAUUCCAGCACAGCUGUACAAUUGCGUAAAUUUGUGACGCGGAGUCUCGAUGUGGCAAGCGAGGCUAUCCUUGCCGAUUUGGAUAAUGUAGAGGAGCUAUUGGGUAAACCAGUGCAGGACCUACUAUCCUCGGAGAUCGGAGCGGAUGUUGCUUUAGAUAUGUUGAUGGGCGUUGAAAACGCCUCUCAGGAACUUGCCUACAAGACGGACAGCGUACUACUGCGGGCGGAACGGGCCCGUGAAUUUGGCAGCGAACUGAGUCAAGAAGCCAACGAGAUGAGGCGCGAACUCGAGAGGACGAGCAGGGACUGCGCCCCGGAGGAUCGCUCGCUCUGCGCAGUCCUUGACCCUUCGGGAUUGCACCUGGCGCUCAGGCUCGAUAGGAUAGCUCGUGAUGAUCGACUACUUAGACUGAGAUCAGCUGGGCGAGACAAUUUGACGGAAUCAGUACGACAAGCUCGUGGCGAAUACCUUUAUAUUCCACAACAUGUCUCCAGAACAACAUUGGAAGCGCGAAAUCUGAUUCGUCGAGAAAUAAACACAGCACGAGCGAAAGUAUCCGAUGACACUCGAAUCAUUGAGGUAAGCGACUCGGACAUAUCGAAUCAAUUGGAGAAAGCAGAAAAGCUCAGUAGGCAAAUUGUUCCAUAUAUACGUGACUUCGAGAAUAGGAGAUGGAUCGUUGGAUUUGGUAUAACCAUGUGUGUACUGUUCAUCUGGUUGUUGCUGUUGGGCGCAUUAUGCUGUCGAUGCGGAUCUUCGGAGAAUAAAAUGCGAUCGACACUUUUAUGGUUCGUAGUUUUGAGCUGCUUUAUCUCCAUUGCACUCUGGCUUACACUUAUGGCGAGUCUGGCGAUUGCGUCUCAUGCAGAAAUGAUAUUGUGUCGACCUCUUGACGAUCCGGAGUUUAGAACCAUAGAGGCUAUUCUCGAAACGAAAAUGUUCCUUGGCAGGCGACUUAAUAUACCCUUAAAGGAUCUUCUUCAAAAAUGCGAGGAAAGUGACUCUUCUUAUCCGGCCAUCCAACUGGACAAUACAGAAAAGCUCGAGCAGUUAACGGCCCAUUGGACUUGGUCGGGACUUUCGCGGGCAACUGCCAAGCUUAAGGUAGAUUUGAGCGGCUUAAGAAUUCUGUCACCGAAUCUGCGCGACUCCUUGCAGAAUCUACUAUAUGCCAGUGGACCUAAUCUUACGGAGCAUCGAAUAAUGAUACAAGGACCUAUUCUUAACAAGGACCUGAACGCCUUGUCGGACCAGGUGGAGAACGUCGCGCGCCAAAUGACCGAUCGACGCACGGCCCGGAACUUCCAGACGCUCGCCGUGCGAAUGCGCGACCUUCUGUCGCGGCGCGUCAAGCCGCUGAUGAAGAUGCAGGACGAGCUGGUGUACCAACUUGCAAGUCUGGAGUUGCAAAUGCAGCCGUUGCAACGCCAAGUCAAUCAGUCGCUGGCGCAUCUACACAGCAUCCAGUAUUACAUUGACAAUCAGGGGGAGAAAAUAGGACAACUCAAAGCAAAGGCGUACGUCGAUAGAUUAAACAGCUUUCUGGAACAGUGGCGAACUCACGUACUUACGGAGAUGAGCUCUGAAGUAUCAAAGUGUCGACCUCUGUGGGAUAUUCUCCGAGGCAUAAAACUACUCUUCUGCAGUCAUAUUUUAGGCCCUUUGAAUGGAUUGUGGUUCGCUAUUCUGAUUUGCGUUUUAAUGAUGCUAAUAAGUACUCCAACGGCUCAUAACCUUGCAUCUAGCUAUUCGUCCCAACGUUCUUGCAAAGGAUCGGUACUUUUGACACCCAGGCAAGGAAGUCCAGAUACCGUUUUGAUGGAGCGAGAAACGUGGAGAACGCCACAGUAA
Molecule: messenger RNA, 3968 nt
Organism: Ceratosolen solmsi marchali
Lineage: Eukaryota; Metazoa; Arthropoda; Insecta; Hymenoptera; Agaonidae
Gene: prom
Product: prominin
Exons: 17
Coding region: 213-3968 (1251 amino acids)
Cellular component (GO): membrane
Source: RefSeq, a predicted model, not a curated record